Messenger RNA from Phyllotreta striolata, 486 nucleotides. The record is from the annotation of a GenBank genome assembly. NCBI's taxonomy places the organism in Eukaryota, Metazoa, Arthropoda, Insecta, Coleoptera, Chrysomelidae.
UUAGUUGAAUUAUUUAUAGCAAAUAGAAAUUUUCACAUUUUGCAAACAAAUACUUUCUUUUCGCUAGUGCACAGUGCACCUAUAAACCUACUAAAAACAUUCAAAAUGAGCGACGAUAUUCAAAGAAAAUUACAGAACGAAUUAGACAAUUUCAAGAAAACUCAAAAAGAAUUGCAAAAAACUAUACAAAGUCGACAGCAGCUCGACAGCCAGUUGAACGAGAACGAAUUAGUAAAACAGGAAUUGGAGCUGUUGCCCAGCGAUGGUAAAGUGUACAAAUCGGUAGGGCCCGUUCUGAUUAAAACCGAUUUGGUCGAAGCCAAACAAAACGUAACCAAACGAAUGGAGUACAUCAGCAAAGAAUUGAAGCGGAUCGACGAUAUCAUUGGAGGUUUGGAGAACAAACAAGACACCCACAGAGAAAGUCUACAAAGAUUACAACACCAUUUCCAGCAAGCUCAAGUAAAAGCCGCUUUACAUGCUUAG